Coregonus sp. 'balchen' is the source of this 15755-nucleotide messenger RNA. The record is from the annotation of a GenBank genome assembly. NCBI's taxonomy places the organism in Eukaryota, Metazoa, Chordata, Actinopteri, Salmoniformes, Salmonidae.
AUUCACAGUACCCUACCUGCCAGAAAAAUAGAGCACUCAAGAGCAGCACCAGGCAACUGCACUUGCAUAACAGCCACACGGUCGUGGCCGGAGGAAUGGGGGGGGUAGCCAGCUAGUUAGAUUUCUGAGAAUAAGGAAACGCUCACUACAAUCAAUUAAGAUGGUGUCGUGGAUUAUCUCCAGGAUGGUAGUGUGAGUAUGCAUUCUGCAGCGUCUGUUUGUUGUAGCGAUCGGCUCGUCAGCCCACAUCGAGUUCUACAGCUGCAUACGAUAGCUCGCGCUGCUGUCAUCCGUUCGCUGCCAUGGCUUGUGGCCCAAAGCGCACGCGGACAUGUAUCUUGAUAGCCAGAUCGGUAGCGAGCGAGCUAAUUUGCGAACAAUUCAAUUGUCGUUGGUUUGUCUAUAGCCCAUGGUGCUUAAAUGUACAUUUUGACCACUGGUGUUUCAUAAAACCAGGAUUGUAGUCAAACAGCAACACCGUUAGCCUGUGCAAAAUUGGCAAGGUAGCUAGUUAAUGGUUAGCUGAAAUGACAACGCUGCUAGCCAAGUGAAGGUGGAAUGCAUAAAAUGGUUAACUAACAAGCUUGCUAAUGCCAUCUACUGAAGCUAAUUUACCAAUUCAUAUCGGUUGUGUAACUAAAUCAGUAAUACAAAAUGCUUUAGUCCUUAAUAUUGCUAAUCGUGCAUAAUCCUGAGUAGUGCAGGCCCGGCUGCUAUGAUCAUCAAAACAUGGCAGCAACUGCACUGUUAGCGUGACACUGACAGCCAGACAAAUCAUUUAGCGUCAGUGCAGUUGCUGUCAUAUGUUUUGAUGAUCAUAACAGCCGGGCCUGCACUAUCAGGAUUAUGCACUAUUCCCAAUGUCACCUCAACCAAGACCAAGUCAAGAUUUUACCUGAUUUCUCAUCGUUGUCAUUUGAGUUGUCUUAAAAGGUGCAAUAUGCAGAACUCGCUCGCCAUUUCCUGGUUGCUGAAAUUUGAAUAGUUAGCCUACUUUUCAGUUUUUGACAAAACAAGAAUUAGAGAAGUGUAGAGAAUCCAUGUACCAUCUAAACCGAUGUUAAAUAACAUACAUUUUAAUUAACCUAAAAUAUUGUAUUUUCAGCUUUUUUAAGCUGGUGUACAAAACUUAAGAACGGGAAGUAUAGAAAUAGUGUUCAUAGAAUAAAAUCUACAGCUUCUUAGACUUGCUUUCAAUGAGAAUGACAGAUCUAGAACUCACAUUUAGGUGAUUUUGGUCCGUCGCCCAAAAAGUUACACAUUGACGCUUUAACGCCUCAUGUCCACCAGAUGCUUCACUGUUUGCAUUCCGGCGGAAUUCAUUAAUUGUCAAUGGAGCAGUCCACAACAAUACCUUGUGGCUGCCGGUACGUUCUGUGUACCGCAUGCGUUCAAUAUUUUCAACUAGUACGCUGCUUUACCGUGCGGUGUUACAAACUGAAGUACACAGAUGCCAACUAGUUAGCUUUCAGCUAGUUGAAAAGCGAAGCACGUGCGUCAACUACCGAAAAUGCGGCGAAAACAAAAUGCAUAUACAUCGGGCUUAAUGUGUUAUCGCGCUGUCAACGUGACAGUGGUGCUGUUUCAUAGGGGUGAGACCAAUUAUGUUUUGGUGAGAGAAAGAGGGAGGCGCAUGUCCUUUGAUAAUGAGACAGUUGAGCUAGGCUCGCCUGUACCCUGGCAGCCAGGCGAGUCAACAGCUGUCUAGAUCCUGUUGAGUCCCACACAGUCAUCAUCGUACAUCCCAGAAUGUAUCUAGCUGUUAUCAGCUUACUGUGUUUGUUAAUAAUCAGUGUUGUAUUUACGUGGUAGGAAAAGGUAAACUCACCUGAAAUGGUUUGUGUGGUAAGUUUAGCUAUCAAACUAUGUUUUCAUGUCAACAAUAGAAAUUGUCAUCUUAGUGUGGAACAGGAGCCACAGUUUUACCUCCAAUGUAAAUAGCGGAACCUGCCUGCUAGUUUUGAAAUGCACAGGCGCUGAAUAAUGUCAUUAUUCGCACAGGAUUCGUUUUACUGGGGGAGAUAGGGAUAUGUAAUUAUGUGCAUGAGCACAAAUCACCGCAUCAGUAAUUUAAAUCCCGUUGGAAUCUGCCAUGUCGGUCAUUUUUGCAUGGCAGGAGAGUAAUAAUUCCAGCCGUAAAAAAACAACUGUUUUUCGACAAACUCCAAGGUCCUCUUAUAAUACUAGUCCCGUGCGAAUUGACAUCACUGUUUUGAGAGAAAUGUCUGAGUUUGACAUGUUGCUCGCGAUGCUUAAAACGAAGUGCUGCCCAUAGCCUAUAUAUGAAGGGCCUACAUGUAUCAACAUUCAGUGAAUGAUUUAGUUUCUACAUUUUGUGCCAAUAAAUUGAACAUCGCCAAAUGCGUCAGUAAAAAAAUAUUGGGCCUAUUUAAUGCAACCCUUGCGGUUAAUGGAUGCAAAGCAGUAUUCCAACUGAGCUAAACUUUUGGAAAUGACAAGUCAGGACUUCUAUUGGGGAUCGCUAAAAUAAUGAUUAGGAUCACACUUCCUUCAUUCCAAUAUUAUGGCAACACUAUACCAAAUAGUUUAUAAAGCAUACCAAACCUGGGAGCCAAGCUCGAGUUACCAGUGUAGCCUGUCACAAGGACAUGUUAAAAUACACUACAUGACCAAGUAUGUGGACACCUGCUCGUCAAACAUCUCAUUCCAAAAUCAUGGGCAUUAAUAUGGAGUUGGUUCUGCUCCACUCUUCUGAGAAUAAAAAUAAAGGCUUUCCACUAGAUGUUGGAACAUUGCUGCGGGGACUUGAUUCUUGUCAGCAACAGAGCAUUAGUGAGGUUGAGCACUGAUGUUGGGCGACUAGGCCUGGCUCGCAGUCCGCGUUCCAAUUCAUCCCAAAGGUGUUUGAUGGGAUUGAGAUCAGGGCUCUGUGCAGGCCAGUCAAGUUCUUCCACACCGAUCUCGACAAACCAUUUCUGUAUGGACCUCGCUUUGUGCAAGGGGGCAUGCUGAAACAGGAAAAGGCCUUCCCCAAACUGUUGUCACAAAGUUGGAGAAACAAAAUAGUUUAGAAUGUAAUUGUAUGCUGUAACAUUAAGAUUUCCCUUCACUGGCACUAAGGGGCCUAGCACGAACCAUGAAAAACAGCCCCAGACCAUUAUUCAUCCUCCACCAAACUUUACAGUUGGCACUAUGCAUUGGUGCAAGUAGCGUUCUCUUGGCAUCCGCCAAACCCAGACUUGACCGUCGGACUGCCAGAUGGUGAAGCAUGAUUCAUCACUCCAGAGAACGCAUUUCCACUGCUCCAGAGUCCAAUGGCGGCGAGCUUUACACCACUCCAGCCGACUUUUGGCAUUGCGUAUGGUGAUCUUAGGCUUGUGUGCGGCUGCUCAGCCAUGGAAACCAAUUUUAUGAAGCUCCCAAAAAACAGUUAUUGUGCUGACGUUGCUUCCUGAGGCAGUUUGGAACUCCGUAGUGAGUGUGGCGACCAAGGACAGACUAUUUUUACGCGCUUCAGCACUCGGCGGUCGUGGCCUACCACUUUACUGCUGAGACGUUGUUGCUCCGAGACGUUUCCACUUCACAAUAACAGCACUUACAGUUGACCGGGGCAGCUCUAGCAGGGCAGAAAUUUGAUGAACUGACUUGUUGGAAAGGUGGCAUCCUAUGACGAUGCAACGUUGAAAGUCACUGAGCUUUUCAGUGAGGCCAUUGUACUGCCAGUGUUUGUCUAUGAGGAUUGCAUGGCUGUGUGCUCGAUUUCUAUACACCUGUCAGCAAUGGGUGUGGCUAAAACGGCCGAAUCCAUGAAUUCGAAGGGGUGUCCACAUACUUAUGUGUGUGUAUAUAUACAGUGAGGGGAAAAAAGUAUUUGAUCCCCUGCUGAUUUUAUGUUUGCCCACUGACAAAGAAAUUAUCAGUAUAAUUUUAAUGGUAGGUUUAUUUGAACAGUGAGAGACAGAAUAACAACAAAAACAUCCAGAAAAGCGUUAUAAAUUGAUUUGCAUUUUUUAUGAGGGAAAUAAGUAUUUGACCCCUUCUCAAUCAGAAAGAUUUCUGGCUCCCAGGUGUAUUUUAUACAGGUAAUGAGCUGAGAUUAGGAGCACACUCAAAGGGAGUGCUCCUAAUCUCAGCUUGUUACCUGUAUAAAAGACACCUGUCCAUAGAAGCAAUCAAUCAAUCAGAUUCCAAACUCUCCACCAUGGCCAAGACCAAAGAGCUCUCCAAGGAUGUCAGGGACAAGAUUGUAGACCUACACAAGGCUGGAAUGGGCUACAAGACCAUCGCCAAGCAGCUUGGUGAGAAGGUGACAACAGUUGGUGUGAUUAUUCGCAAAUGGAAGAAACACAAAAGAACUGUAAUUCUCUCUCGGCCUGGGGUUCCAUGCAAGAUCUCACCUCGUGGAGUUGCAAUGAUUAUGAGAACGGUGAGGAAUCAGCCCAGAACUACACGGGAAUCAGCCCAGAACUACACGGGAGGAUCUUGUCAAUGAUCUCAAGGCAGCUGGGACCAUAGUCACCAAGAAAACAAUUGGUAACACACUACGCCGUGAAGGACUGAAAUCCUGCAGCGCUUGCAAGGUCCCCCUGCUCAAGAAAGCACAUAUACAGGGCCGUCUGACGUUUGCAAAUGAACAUCUGAAUGAUUCAGAGGAGAACUGGGUGAAAGUGUUGUGGUCAGAUGAGACCAAAAUCGAGCUCUUUGGCAGGAGGAGGAAUGCUGCCUAUGACCCCAAGAACACCAUCCCCACCGUCAAACAUGGAGGUGGAAACAUUAUGCUAAGGAGUUUUUUCUGCUAAGGGGACAGGACAACUUCACCGCAUCUUCACCGCAAGGGACGAUGGACGGGGCCAUGUACCGUCAAAUCUUGGGAGAGAACCUCCUUCCCUCAGCCAGGGCAUUUUAAAAUGGGUCGUGGAUGGGUAUUCCAGCAUGACAAUGACCCAAAACACACGGCCAAGGCAACAAAGGAGUGGCUCAAGAAGAAGCUUAUUAAGGUCCUGGAGUGGCCUAGCCAGUCUCCAGACCUUAAUCCCAUAGAAAUCUGUGGAGGGAGCUGAAGGUUCGAGUUGCCAAACGUCAGCCUCGAAACCUUUAAUGACUUGGAGAAGAUCUGCAAAGAGGAGUGGGGCAAAAUCCCUCCUGAGAUGUGUGCAAACCUGGUGGCCAACUACAAGAAACAUCUGACCUCUGUGAUUGCCAACAAGGGUUUUGCCACUAAGUCAUGUUUUGCAGAGGGGUCAAAUACUUAUUUCCCUCAUUAAAAUGCAAAUCAAUUUAUAACAUUUUUGACAUGUGUUUUUCUGGAUUUUGUUGUCGUUAUUCUGUCUCUCACUGUUCAAAUAAACCUACCAUUAAAAUUAUAGACUGAUCAUUUCUUUGUCAGUGGGCAAACGUACAAAAUCAGCAGGGGAUCAAAUACUUUUUUCCUUCACUGUACUUCCACCACUUUCUGCCUGUGUCCAACAUUGUAAUAGCCACUCAGUUGGUCAAGAUGGUCAACCCUGCCCAUUUUCAUGUUGUAAUCCAUUACAAGCUCUGGAACAGAUAAAUUCCUACCAUUUUUAAAAAUGACUCCAAAACCCCUGCCACUGUCACUUUAGGCCCAGGCUGUGUAGUACAAGGGUGAAUGGUGGGACUUAGGGCAUACGCACGACAUGGAAACGUAGGCUCCCCUCUCAGGUGUGCUCUCCAUCUUCCCCUCCCUAUUCCUCGCCCUCUGCUCCUUCCUCUCCCUUCUCAUGGACCUCUCCCUUCACUCUCCUCUUCCUCUCUCCCUCUUCCACUCUCUCCUCGCUCCACAUCUCUACCCCUCCAAUCAUCUCUAACUCCUAUUCCUCCCUGCCUUUUGCUGCUGAACCCUGACUCUCCACAUCACUUCUUUCACUGACCAAGAGGAACAGAGAAACAGAGGGAGAGGAGCAACAAAUAGGAUACAAUUGUAGUCGGGAACAUAAUCUCUCCCUCUGUCUUUCUCUUCCUUCCUUUCUUUCUCAACCAUACAUACUCUUUUCCUAAUAAGAUGUUUCCAUUAUGAAUUGUGAUAGUUACACGCCUGCCAUUUCUCUCACUAACUACAGAGUGGGACAAUGUUAGCUGAUAAGUUACAAAGCUGGGAAAGUUUCCAAAUUAAUUGCAUCGGUAGAAACAGGACAAAACAAGCAACUUGUGAGCUGGCUAUGUAAACAAAUAACUCAUCAUAUGCGCUCCACUGCGCGGGCAUCUUCUACCCUAAUACGGCAACUAAGCUUUCAAAUAAUAGAAAAACAAGGCAAUGUAUAGCCUAUGAAUAUCUGCACCUAGCAAUCAUGACAAAGCAUAACCUAAGCCCAACCGAUAAACACCAAUUACUCUAGCCUUCGUUUCGGUGGCUAGUUAGCUGGUUUUCUGUAUGGCUAGCUAGUAAAAGUGACAGCUGAGGUUGACGCUUCGUGAGCGCUACCCAAAUUCAUCACUACACAACUUUUCUUGCCUGACCGACUAACUAGUUAGCUAGCUAGAUAUAGAAAGCAGCUUGGGCCGUUUCCAUAUAAAUUACAUCGGCAGAAACAAGACGAAACAACCAACUUGUUAGCUGACUAUAUACAGCUAAACACUGCAACUAUUUCUAUGAGACAGCGCGCAAUCGUUCGAGCUCCACCGCUGAUGUGCUUGUCUGUACCAACCAAGUUAUCAUGACAUGACAGGAUUUGCUAAUCUGUGAGCUAUUCCCCAAGUUUCACAGCAUCAAACAUAUCUGCUGUUUACUUAUUUCACUCAUUUCGACAUCAUCGCUUUUCAAAGUGCAAGGAUGUGUGUGAAUCUGUAUCACCAACCAACAUAGAUAAAGCCUCUUUCACAGUGAAGUCAUUCUGCUUCGGUGCUGUCAAUUUGAGUAAAAAAUACAAUUUAGUCAAAUGACAUAAAACCCUGGUUGAUAACAGCCACGCGAAUACGACAACAUGUUGUUAGCGAGUUAAUUUUGCGAUAUUGACACUUAUUAUUGUUAGAAAACAAGGCCGUUAGCGUCGAUGGCCGCUAUUGGUUUUAAUUAAAUAAUUAUUCAUGAAAGUAUAUAUUUCUUUUUUUAUACGUUUUUGCCAUUGGGCCUGGGCAUCAGACUCCAGAGCCCUUUAUUGCAGAGUUGUGUCAAUGAAGUGGUUGGUUUUAAAUUGGCUAACACUAUCACAUAGUUUGUGCAGGCUGAAAUAUGGUGCGUUGGGAUGCUAUCGGUAACUUUAACAUUUGUAACAAGCAUUCGUUGUUACACCGCUGUACUUAGACUGCAAUUACCACCAGUUACAUCUUAUUACAGUGUAACUGUAUUACAAUACUUGUUAGUGUAAUAAGGACCCCUUAAAAUGAAGUGCUACCUGGAAUUUCAUCAUGGGUCUCUGAUCUGUACUAUACAGAAAUGCACAACUAUGGAUAUAAAUAAGAGAUGACAUUUGAGGUUCUCAAUGUAUUUUUCUUCAUUAUAACAAAAAUAUAGCCCUACACCUUGGGCACAAAAACUAACGUAUCAGUCUAUGCUACCCCCAGUGUAAGGGAGGACUGUAGCAGGUGACCCAACUGUGGUUUGUGACUACUAUAAUCUCCCAUUGUAGCCAGUAAAGUAGAUAUGUACAUUCAUGUUUUCUACUCUAGUGUACUGAACUCUACUGUGAUGUCCAAACUUGUGAAACAUGGGUGCCCUGCCCAAUGUCUCCUCUUACUGUAAUGUACAGCUACCGAUACAGUGCAGAGCAGCACUGGCUCCACACGCAUGACUGGGCAAAUCACACACAGACACAGACAGAAAGACCUGGAUGGACCCAGUGUACACGACACACAAAUGGAACAAGCAAAACCCAUAGCAGGAAGAUUUCCACAGACACAGCCUAAAAGAGGGCCUGGCAUACACCAUAUAUCACUCAGACAAAGAUGGUACACAUAAUCCCAAUUUAACCUACACUGGUAGCAGACAGCCUCUGAUGGCUGUGUGUGUGGCAGACAGACAGUAAGGCGUGGUCAUCCUAGAUCUCCCCUCGCUCAGCAUUCAGUUCCUGUCACAUCAGCAGUAAUUGCCAGGCCGACAGGACAGAGGACAGUGUGUGUGUGACUGGAUUUAUUUUUCCUUUUUUGUGUGUUGCAGGCAGGUUCACAUAUGGUGACCUGUCAUCAUCUAUCAGUACAGUAGCAGAAAUGCUCUCCAUGGUUUUCCAAUCUUCUGUUUCCUGGAGAGAUAAUUUAUUCCAACAAACCACUGCUGUUUUUUAUGUCUAAAUGUCACCAUAUAUUAUUGCAUUACAGCGGGAGCCCUAAGUAGGCUAACAGUGUUUAUUUCUUAUGAGUGCACAUUUUUAGAGCCUGCCCAGAAUAUGUUCUACUUUCCUUCAAAGCAACCUAUUUAUGUUGACUCUGAGAUCAUGGGUUUUAGACUCGAGUCAUUUGACUGGAUAAAUAUUGAAACAGGGAAACAUUUGUUCAGUGAUGGCAUCCUGAGGCCAUGUUGCCCGGGUGAUGUUUACCGUACCUUAACCUCUGAUCUCUGACCCAUGCCGCCUCCUCGUCCUUCAGCCUGGCCUUCGGGACCCUCUACCCGGCAUACUCCUCAUACAAGGCCGUCAAGACUAAGAAUGUGAAGGAAUAUGUGAGUACUGUACCUUUUUUAUUCCAGUAUAUUAGUAUAGUCUCUUUUGUAGCCAUCUCGUAUACUAAUUCUUAUUGAAAUAAGAUGGAAAAAGUGAUGGUUUUAAAAUGGGGUGUAGGCUUUUACUCUCCAAUGGGAUGCUGCAAGUUUCCAUUGUCUCUGAGGAUGCGAGAGCAGUUCAACUGUAUCCAUUUAAAAGGGAGCCUCCCAGCUUCCCUCAUCCCCGUCAGUGAGCAGAGGGAUGAGAAGGAAGUGGGGACCUCUCUCUCCUCCCUCUGGUUGCUAUAGAAACCCCACUCUCAAUAUCUGAGCGGGGGUACAUGCAGACUGAGUGGGAGGGAGAGAUGCAGAGGAGGAUGCCAUUUUUUUAGCCUUGUUUUUAUUUCUUUUUGCCCCCCCCCCCCUUCAAAAUGAUUCAGUCAAAUGAUUUCCACCGUAGCUAUCACAGUAGCUAUUUAUGUAACAUCACACAUUUUAGCCUGAGUUGUGUAGCUCUUGACAUUACAAUGUGACUCAUCCUCUCAGGCUAUUCACUGCAGUUUAGUACUUUUAAUUUUUGAUAUGUCGAUAGACAUACGGUGCAUUUGGAAAGUAUUCAGACUCCUUGACUUUUUCCACAUUUUGUUACAUUACAGCCUUAUUCUAAAAUGGCUUAAAAAAAAAAAAAUCCCCUCAUCAAUCUACACACAAUACCCCAUAAUGACGAAGCGAAAACAAGGUUGACAUUUUUGCAAAAGUAUAUUUAUAUUUUAAAAAAUAAAAGAAAUCGAAUACAUUUACAUAACUAUUCAGACCCUUUACUGAGUACUUUGUUGAAGUACCUUUGGCAGCGAUUACAGCCUUGAGUCUUCUUGGGUAUGACGAUACAAGCUUGGCACACAUGUAUUUGGGGAGUUCCUCCCAUUCUUCUCUGCAGAUGCUCUCAAGCUGUCAGGUUGGAUGGGGAGCGUCACUGCACAGCUAUUUUCAGGUCUCUCCAGAGAUGUUCAAUCGGGUUCACGUCCGGGCUCUGGCUGGGCCACUCAAGGACGUUCAGAGAUUUGUCCCGAACCCACUCCUGCGUUGUCUUGGCUGUGUGCUUAGGGUCGUUGUCCUGUUGGAAGGUGAACCUUCGCCCCAGUCUGAGGUCCUGAGCGCUCUGGAACAGGUUUUCAUCAAGGACAUCUCUUUACUUUGCUCCGUUCAUCUUUCCCUCUAUCCUGAUUAGUCUCCAAGUCCCUGCCGCUGAGAAACAUCUCUACAGCAUGAUGCUGCCACCACCAUGCUUCACCGUAGGGAUGGUGCCAGGUUUACUCCAGACGUGACGCUUGGUAUUCAGGCCAGAGUUCAAUAAUGGUUUUGUCAGACCAGAGAAUCUUGUUUCUCAUGGUCAGAGUCCUUUUGUUGCCUUUUGGCAAACUCCAAGUGGGCUGUUGUGCCUCUUUUGAGGAGUGGCUUCCAUCUGGCCACUCUAUCAUAAAGGCCUGAUUGGUGGAGUGCUGCAGAGUGGUACCCAUCGGGUUCUUGGCCACCUCCCUGACCAAGGCCCUUCUCCCCCCGAUUGCUCAGUUUGGCCGGGCGGCCAGCUCUAGGAAGAGUCUUGGCGGUUCCAAACUUCUUCCAUUUAAGAAUGAUGGAGGCCACUGUGUUCUUGGACCUUCAAUGCUGCAGAAAUGUUUUUGUACCCUUCCCCAGAUCUGUGCCUCGACACAAUCCUGUCUCGGAGCUCUACGGAUAAUUCCUUCUACCUCAUGGCUUGGUUUUUGCACUGUCAACUGUGGGACCAUAUAUAGACGUGUGUGUGUGUGUGUGUGUGUGUGUGUGUGCCUUUCCAAAUCAUGUCCAAUCAAUUGAAUUUACCACAGGUGGACUCCAAGUUGUAGAAACAUCUCAAGGAUGAUCAAUGGAAACAGGAUGCACCUGAGCUCUAUUUCGAAUCUCAUAGCAAAGGGUCUGAAUACUUAUGUAAAUAAGGUAUUUGUUUUAUUUUUAAUACAUUUGCAAACAUUUCUCUACUUGUUUUCGCUUUGUCAUUAUGGGGUAUUGUGUGUAGAUAGAGGAAAAACAUUAAUUUAAUCAAUUUUAGAAUAAGGCUGCAACGUAACAAUGUGGAAAAAGGGAAGGGGUCCGAAUAUGUUCCGAAUGCACAGUAUUUAGAUGUUUGUGUGACAUUCUGUCAGUGUGACAUUUAGGAUUUAUCCAUAAAUCUUGCUAAUUAUAUUGCAAUAAUUGAUGGUACACACUGACUGGAUUUUAUUCCUUGCCCAUCCUUUGGCAGUGAUAAACCAUGCAUACUGAUUUGGUCUAUAAGGGCCGUAACAUAUGCAUACUCGUGUGUGUGUGAGGGAGACGGUGAAUGAUGUAUAUGUGUCUUGUCACAUUCUUACGACAGCUUACUGUAGGCUAUGCUUUCAUGUGCUCUAUUUGGGACGCUCUCACCAUCGUUUGUGUGUGUCCAGGUGAAAUGGAUGAUGUACUGGAUAGUGUUUGCGUUAUUCACCACGGCGGAGACCCUCACAGACCUGUUCAUGUCCUGGUGAGUCCUGGUUGGUCACCUCUGACAACUGCCCUACAGCCACUAUACAACACUAGUCCCUAGGACAAUCCCUAGGAGCAAUAUACUUUGACAAUAUCUAUUCAUGGUGUAGGUAGGCUGUUGCCUUCUGAAAUGUACCACGAUAUCAGAGCAAAUGCUUGGUACACCCUUUGGUACAUGAAAGAGGAAAUGAUGAUAUUGUUUCUGUGAAAUCUAUUCUUCUGUCCUGCCUAUUAAGUAUCUCCUGUUGGUAUGAAAAAUGUAUGCGCUCACUAACUGUAAGUCGCUCUGGAUAAGAGCGUCUGCUAAAUGACUAAAAUGUUGGUGUGGUUGUCCAUGCAGGUUUCCUUUCUACUUUGAGUUGAAGAUAGCCUUUGUGAUCUGGCUCCUGUCUCCGUACACUAAGGGCUCCAGCGUGCUCUACCGCAAGUUUGUCCACCCCACCUUGUCCAACAAGGAGAAGGUAAAGUGUAACUCUUAACCCUGAACUCCCACCCUAACCCUGUCCAACAAAGAGCGGGUGAGAGGUCACAAUAAGCUUCAGCUCUGUCUGCCCGUCAGUUCUCAACUGGUUAGAUGCACUGACGCGUAUUUCUCUUUGUCUACUCUCUGUUUUGCGUGACUGUCACCCUCUUCCUCUCUCUCUGUCUACCUAUUUCUGUUUCUCUCCUGCUUUUUCCUUUUUGUCUCCCUUUUUCUGUUUGUCUCUUUCCCCAUGUUCUGUCAUGUAGGAAAUAGACGAAUACAUAACCCAGGCCAAAGACCGUAGUUAUGAGACUAUGAUGAGAUUUGGGAAGAGAGGGCUGAACUUGGCUGCUACCGCUGCAGUCACUGCAGCUAGCAAGGUAAGCAAGGCCCCGGGCCCUGACUAGGGGUGGGUGUGUGCUUGUCUGUCUGCACACGGUGUUUCCUUGUGCAAGAGUGUAUGUUUUGUCCUAUGUGCCAUCCUGUGUGUUUGUCACCUCAAGGCGUUUGAGGUGUGUGUGUUCGUUCUUACUGUAUGUACAUUUGCCUUAGCACUGGGAUGCUGCAGGGCGUCUGUCUGUAUAUGCAUACAUCUCUACCCUGCAGUGUUUGUGUGUGUGCAGGGCCAGGGCGUGCUGUCGGAGAAGCUGCGUAGUUUCAGCAUGCAGGACCUGACUCUGAUCAACGAUGGGGAGGAGCUGGGCCUGCGUUCCUCUGAGCCCCGCAUGAGGAGAGACGCCAUGGACGACAUGGCUGCUGGAAGCAGCACGCUAUCUAACACCCUGCCCCGCGCCAAAGCCACACGCCAGAGUGGGUAACGCGCACAAACGCUGCCCUGCGCCGUAACUGCUUCCACACGGCAGAGUGUAUAUAAUGCAUGUGGACAGAUUACUGUGAAUAAUGGGGUAUGUGGAACAACUCGCCCCUGUCAGAUCAGUGGUCACAAAGGAAGGAGAAAUGACAGCCAUUUUAGUCGUAGCAUUACAGUACGCUGACUUGUCUGUCUGUACUCUGUGCCUAUUGUCUAACAGGUCUUAUUUGUACAGGGCAGGGAGGGAGGGGGUGAAGUCAUGUGAAUAAAAAAAAAAAAAACCAACAACUGCAGAAUGCCAGGGAGGAAACUCUCCAGAUGGGGGGGGGGGGGGGGGGAGCAUGUGAUGUCAGUGGGUUGGAGGAGAAGUAGGGGUUCUUUGUGUCUGACUGCACAGCUCUGUCUCUGUGGGGCUGGCAGUUUGUGAAUACAGGGAGAAAAGGAGAGCGAGGAUGGUGGAAGGGAAUAAAUUGAGUUAAUGGGCAGUAUGGCAUGAAAGGCGGGGAAGAGGACAACCAGUGUAGCAAAGAGACCGACUGAUAGACUAUAACAGAGGAAACAGUUUGGUAAUGCGUGAGCUCCUGUUAGUGGCUAUAGGCAUGUACUCUAGUCUCAUUCACCAACCAUGUGUCUGAUCGGAGAGUCUAGAAACCUGGGGUGUCUUCUCUAUGAAGCAAACGGAAUGAAACUAGGAGGGACCUACCUGAAUUUGUCAAAUGGAAACACUUGUUUUCGUUGCGAAACCUUUUCUGUUUGGUGUAAACGGUUUCUGUUGCAAAACGUUUUGCUACGGUGUACAACUAAUGAAUACUCCCCUGGCACACAAGUGGGAACGUGAAGAUGAUGAUUUCACUCAUGACAGCCCACAAUCCCUCUGUCCAAUCUCACAGCUCGUUCCUCCAUGGUCCCUCAUCUUGACGAAUCAUCGCAGCACAGCUCGGACCAAUCAGACACCAGGAGCAUCACCACGGAGCAUUCCGACGAGGACGUCGUCGAGAAGGCCCCCGUGAAACGCACGGCUAGCGUCAAGGCAACCAAAAAACCUGCCGCUGCCAAGACAGAGGUAGGGGAUCAAACACAGAGUGGAGUGAGACUAGGGCUUAUGCAUUAUUUCUGACAGGUGAGUGACUGCUUCUUCUGCACUGAGGAGAGUCAGAAAAUGUGCGUACCAGUAUUGUGUGAAUGUGUAUAAUAUAGAAAUCAAAAAGAGGAAUAGUGCACAUACCACUCUGUCACAACACAACCCUCAGUGAAGGACAAAGCCAAUACAGUCUCGCCCCACUCUUAACUACUAACAUGUUUAAGUGUGUGCGUGCAUGCAUGUAUGCAAGUCACAGGGUCACCCACAGUUGGACUGUAUAAUCCUCCAAUAGAAAUACUCUCAUAUAUUAGCACAUAUUACCAUGUAUGAAUAUCAGCUCCUCACUCUCGCCUUCUCCAGCAGCUGCAUAGAAGCUGCCCUAGACACUGUUCAAGGAUCAGCUUACCCUCCCAGAGUCUUUAAUCUUAUCCAUAGUGGAGGGAAAUGCUAAACUGACCUUAGAUCUGUGUGUAAGGGAAACAUCAUCCUACUCUACUGCAGCACUAGCCGAUUUCAACUCAACUCCACUAUUUAUGAUGGAGUUUAGCAGUGACUAGUGUGUACGGACUGGAGCUCCGACGUCAAAUAAAAUGAUCAAAAAAAGAUUUCAGCACCCAAAGAAUAGCCCGCAAUUACACACAACAUUGUUCUUUGGGUGCUGAAAUAAAUGUUGUGACGUCGGAGCUCCUGUCAGCCCACACUAGUUGCCGAUCAACUCCAUCGUAAAUGGUUGAGUUUAGUUGGCUACUCCAGCACAGGCCUGUGGUAUUUGAAGCAGCCUCCAGCAGUGGAGCUCCCAUGGGAGACUGGCAGGAGAGUUUGUUAGGAUCAAAAUAAAUAUGAAAGGAGCAAAGUCCAGGUAAAAAGUUAGAGGAAAACCCAACAGUCUUCUGAAACCUAACCCUGGGAUAGGGUUUUAUUUUUCAGUGGGACAAUUACACACGUUUUUGCAAAAAACACCAGAAUGGCUUUCCAAAAGGUGUUGAGUGGUCUAGACUCAGUCCUGACUUAAAUCAAUGGAUAAAAAACAAUGGAUAUACUGGGUUGGCCUAAGAGUUGUGCAAAGUUGGUAGAAUCUUAAUGAAAAUGAUUCACAGCUGUAAUUGCUUCCACCAAGUACUAACUCGGGGGGGGGGGGGGGGGGGGGGGGGGGGGUGGAGGAGACUUAUUCAAUUAUGAUAUUUCAGUUGAUUGUUAACUUAAUUUGGUAAAUGUUCUAUAACUUUCUUUCACUUUGGAAAUGUGGAGUAGGUUGUGUAGAUCUGUAGGAAGAAUCUAAUUGAAUCCCUAUUUUACAUUUAAAAAUGAAGGCAGCAAAAUGUGAAAAGUUACAUUUACAUUUACAUUUUAGUCAUUUAGCAGACGCUCUUAACCAGAGCGACUUACAGGAGCAAUUAGGGUUAAGUGCCUUGCUCAAGGGCACAUUAACGUCAUUUAGCAGACGCUCUUAGCCAGAGCGACUCACAAAUUGGUGCGUUCACCCUAUAGCCAGUGGGAUAACCAGUGGGAUAACCAAGUUCAAGGGGGUGUAGACUUUCUAUAGGCACUGUAUAUACGGCUCAAUAAUACAUGACUGGUGUCUAUAGCGUCAUUUAGCAGACGCUCUUAGCCAGAGCGACUCACAAAUUGGUGCGUUCACCCUAUAGCCAGUGGGAUAACCAGUGGGAUAACCAAGUUCAAGGGGGUGUAGACUUUCUAUAGGCACUGUAUAUACGGCUCAAUAAUACAUGACUGGUGUCUAUAGCAUGGGUUGUGUAUAGGAAGAUUUGUGUGCGCGCCAUGGACUAAUUCAGGAAUGCAGUGUGUAGGUUGUAAGAUGGCUCUUGUGCGAGUGAGUCUGCCCACUUAGGACACAAUAAGCCCCUGUCCAAGUUCUCUGAAGACCUAUUUCUCUCAUUGUUUUUUUUGCUCUGUCGUUUCUUAAUUUCUCAUUUUCUGUUUUGUAAACUCUUCCCCCUCGUUUCUCUUCCCUCCUGUCAGACUACGACUAAGACGGUGAAAAAGACACCAAAGAAGAAGACUACCGCUACAGCUAUAGCCAGCAACAACGGCGACUCACAAUGACACCUGUAUCUGCUGUCCCUAUCUACAUCCUACUUUACACCACUACACACUCACACACUCAGACAGCCAAGGACCUCUGGACAGUCACUAUAUAUGGCCAGCUUCAUGUCAACUCACCGGUUUAGUUCUAAUAUAUGGCCAGCUUCAUGUCAACAGCACUGUUCUUUUUAUUUAGACCGCUGCUUACAUUUGAGGUUGUAUAGUCAUUGCCAUCAGUGUAAGUGCAUGUUUUGUUUGAGAUAAUGGC